Messenger RNA from Cornus florida, 1125 nucleotides. RefSeq names its product F-box/kelch-repeat protein At3g06240-like. Bases 1 to 1125 code for a protein of 374 amino acids. The record is from RefSeq and is a predicted model, not a curated record. The transcript has a single exon. Gene Ontology annotation, molecular function: protein binding. NCBI's taxonomy places the organism in Eukaryota, Viridiplantae, Streptophyta, Magnoliopsida, Cornales, Cornaceae.
AUGGCUUGGCUUCGCUGCUGCUUUUCUGGAGGAGGAGAAGAAGAAAGCAGACAAAGCAAUGAGAUGACGAAGGCGACAGAGAGUACAACAUUAAUGCCUUACAUUCCUCGUCAUCUCCUUGUCGAAAUACUAUUAAAAUUGCCUAUCAAGUCUUUGAUAAGAUUAAGGUGUGUUUCCAAGUCAUGGCUUUCUUUAAUAUCCGACCCUCACUUCACUAGAAAUCACCUCAAUUUCACAAAGCGGAUACUCAUAAUCACUCACUAUCGUCGUAGUCAUCUAUACACUGCAGACCUCGGAUCAGCACACAAGGACAGUGUAGCUGAGAAGAUUGAUUAUAUUUCUAACUUUUGGACGAUCAUUGGUAGUUGCAAUGGAUUGGUAUGCAUAAAGGUUUGUCUAAUACAAUAUAUAGUAUUUAAUCCCUUGACAAGGGAGUCCAAGCAAAUACCAUAUUGCGAUUUGUGUGCUUUGGAAGGUUUUGAAGGUUAUUGCCGAUAUGGAUUUGGAUAUGACAGUUCCUCUGAUGAUUACAAACUAGUGGAAUUAGACAGAUCUACCGUCUAUGUAUAUUCAUUGAGAGCUGGUUUCUGGAAAAAGGUCCAAGACUAUGCUAAAGGCAGUUUUUAUAUUGAUGGCAGUUUUCAUCCUCGCACUCGUGGGUUGCUGCUCAAUGGAGCCAUUCAUUGGUUUUGUUUGGGUAUAAAUUCAAAUAGCCAAUCAAAGAUUGCUGCUUUUGAUUUGGUGGCUGACAAACUCUCAGAAAUUCCCUUGCCUACUUUCUUUGCCGAUGUUCAUGAUAAGUGCCAAAUAGGGGUAUUUUUAGGACGCCUUUGUGUAAAACCAUUGUAUUAUAGUGAUGAAUUUUGGGUAAUGAAGGAAAACGGCGUAGAGAAGUCUUGGACUAAAUUUGAUAUGAAAAUGGGAUUUUCAUGUUAUGAUGGGAUUCCAUUGACUUUGUUAAAGAAUGAUGAAACUCUAAUAAUGAGGAACCGCCAGAAGUUAGCUUUGUACAACACAAGUGAGGGAACGUGUAGGGAUCUUGUACUACAUGGCAUCCCACCACAUGAAGAAAUUUUUGAUGCAGAAGUGUAUGCGGAGAGCCUUGUAUCACCCUGGAGGCAAUAA